Molecule: messenger RNA, 5107 nt
Organism: Diabrotica virgifera virgifera (western corn rootworm)
Lineage: Eukaryota; Metazoa; Arthropoda; Insecta; Coleoptera; Chrysomelidae
Exons: 6
Coding region: 317-1243 (308 amino acids)
Source: RefSeq, a predicted model, not a curated record
CUUUGGUAUGAGUUUAGUUUGGAUUAAAACAUCGAAUAAACAUUGCUACGUGUCCACGAAACCAGUUUUGUAUGAAAAAAGUGAAUCCAACCGCCAACGGUCGACCGUUUACGAAUUCGGUCAGCAGGAUUAACAGGAAGAUGUAAUAAUAUUCCUGAAAACCGUUUUCUUCGUUCAGAACGUGUCUUUUUUAGUAAACAAAAGUUUUAUUGAUUUGUGACAUGUGUCAGUAGGGUCAUGCGCUGCAGUUGUGUUGUUGUUGUUUUUGUUUGUUGUGAUUUGUGAUAGUUGUUGAAAAUCAUGUUGUUUAUGUGAUAUGGCGGAAAUAAAGCCCCUGUAUUCGACAUGUGUUGCUGUCUUAGGAUUUAUCUGCUUUGUGGUUGGCGCUACUGCAGUUGGAAUACCUAUGUGGGGAUAUUUCAGCACGCCUGUUGGGGGAUACAACGAUGAAGAAGGAUAUUUUGGACCAUGGAAAACCUGUAAAUAUUUGUUAUACAAUAGGGAACGAUGUGGAAAUAAUGACUCAAGGUUUAGGCCCUCAGUUGUUGUAUGGAUAGCUGGUCUAGUAGCAUCAGUAGGAGUGGCCAUUCUUGGAGUCUUCUGCAUUUUAAGUGUCCUUCAGUUAGCCAUGUUAAAUUCAAGGGACCAAGUAGUUAUGAAAUAUAGUAUAGUUGUUAUAACCAAAGUUGGACUGGGAUUAUUAUCCGCGUUAUUGGCGAUAGCCGCUGCGGGCCUCUUUGCCUUACAAACCGACGACAGGGAACACAAUGGAUUCGAAAUCACCCGAGGUCCUGCCUUUUACAUUCAGAUCCUGUUAAUUUUUUUAAACGCUACAUUAUUUGUGAUGGCUCUCUAUGACAUGUUUUUUGCCAGAAGGGAGGGAGGAGAUCCUACUACAGUUUCAGUACCUGCCGAAGCAACAACAUACGGGAAUCCUGGUUUUAGGGAACCAAGAACAAAUGGUAAUAGUGGCAUAUCUAUGACAGACGCCAGUGGCAGACCUUACGUCUCGAAUGGCAGCAUGGCUUCCAUGAACACGACUUCCACAACUGUUGGCUCGACGAACGGAUCAACCAUAGGGUCGUCCAUCACCAGAUCGCCUUUGCGGUCUAGUCUUAAGAAACCAAAGCCUAAAGAAGGGCUUGGUAUUCAGAAUCCAGGUUUCUCUGGAACGUCGCCAACCAUGACAAGGAACGGUAGCCAAAAAAAAGUAAGGAUACAGACGCAUAGCACUGAAGUUUAAAUGGUUGGUAAUUAUAUAUUACCGCUAUUACUCUCUAUUUUUUUAAGGCGCAGGUUUUUAGAGAAAGCUGCUGAAAGUACUGUCUGAUAGAUAUAUCUUCCGGGUCGUUAAAAGACAAGGAGCUGCAACUCUCCCAAAAGAGUUAUUAGGCAAGAAAGUUUUUGAAAACUUCAAAGAUAUACAUUUAUGUAAAAUCGUAUGUCAUGCAAUGGAUACAGUAGCGGAUAUGACAAGCAAAAAACAAUUCGACUCAUUUACAAAAAGUAAAAAAAUGAGAGAAUUCAAAAAUAUGUAAAUAUUCUAAUAUUUAUAGUUAAUAACAGUUGCUUUGUUGUAUUCGACUUGUUGAACUGUGUAUUUUCUGCAGAUUUUAAUAUAAACCUGACGCUUUAAUAUUAAAAUAGGUAUUAUAUGUAUCAAAUACAUAUCAAGUUUUUUCAUUACAUUGACAUUAUAGUCGUUUUUAUGGUAAUAGGUACCACUCCACCUAUCGGGUGUUCAUUUAGAUUUAGAGAUGUUUAUAUUAUAAAAAACAGACGAGUUUUUAAAAAAGUUGAUAACUAAAAGUGACCGUAUUUUAAAAUUUUUGGAAUUUUAUCAAAUUAGAGGGAAUACAGAGUCGUGGCGUAAAACCAUUUAAAAAAAACCCUUUCGAGAGUCUAUUUAGUUUUUUUUUCGCAAAAUUUUAGUUUUUGAUACGGAGCUCAUAAUAUCAUAUUAGCCUGAAACUGUUUUUGUCGAAUCUUAAAGAAAUUUCUAAAGAACAAAAUUAUGUAUGUAUUGGGCAGGGUAGCGAAAAACCAAACCACUUUAUUUCACACUCUACUCUAAUUAAAAGUUUUUAUGGCUGUAUAUAAUUUGAGUUCAUAGCGAAUGUGGUCGUUUUUUAUUUGUCAGUUUCAAUACCGGUGUAUGCACAAAGGCCUGCCUGAGUAGGUAUCUUAUUUUCAGAUCCCUCUUCUUCUAAUUGGUAUUGGUUUUGGAUAAAUGAGAGACUGAAAAGUUUCCUACGAGGAGAAAUACCGCAUUAUCAAACUGGAUUUACCAAAGGUAGAGGAACUCAAAAGCACCUUCUGAACAUAUAUAUCAUAUAAUAAAAAAAUCUAGGGAAUUCAAUAUCCCACUAUACAGCGACAAGAAUGAGAAAAGCGCUUUAAGCAUGGGAAAGGGGCAUCUUAAUAUAUGGCCGAAAAAUAAACAACAAACAACCUGCGUUUUAUAUUAUGGCACAGCCCAUCUUGCAAAUAGUCAAGAAGAGUUAAUUGAUUUCAUACGACUAGUUGAAAACGACAGUCAAACAUUUAAUCGGCAGUUAAGCGUAUCAAAAACAAAUAAGAUCAUCGCAAUGGAUAGACUCCAUAACAACCAUCCAGAUAUAAAUACAAUUGACCGGUUUGAAGUGGUGACCUCAUACGUUCACUUGGAAUCUUUGCUUACAAACAAAGGGUAACUACAGGAAGAAAUAUAUAAAGCGUAGAUAUAUGAUCUAGCAAAAGUCGUCGUAGGAAAAAUGGUAGAGUAUUGAUUGCUUGAACCAUUCUGCAUCUGAAAAUAUUUAAAUAAGGGAUAUGUAAGAAAAGCGUUUUGUUAAAAUUGUUGAUUUUGGGUUUUAGAACUAUAUAACCUAGUUUUAUUAGGUAAUGUAUGUCUUCUUCGUCUUUGGUUUUUUGGCCUCCACCUACUUGUAUAUUUGGGGCCAGCUCAUUGUAUGGGCAUAAAGGAAAAAUCAUUGAUUCACUUACAAUUUAAAGUUGAUAUGGGACAAAUACAACAAUGGUAAAAACUUUUCUUGUUCAAGGGCAGCUGCCAACCAUUACAAAGUCUCAUUAUGUUCCCUCUCAUAGGUGUAGUGCCCAGGUGAUUACAAAAUAUUUAUACAAAAGAUUGUAGUGUUAUUUUAACUAGAUUUGAAUUAUCUAAGAGUAUGAAAUUUUUGAUAUAAUGUUCAAAUUAUUUAUUAUGUUAUCCAUUAGUUUCCAAUAUUUUGCCUUUCUCAUAACUACGUAAACCGCUAACAUGAUCUGAACAUUUUUUUAAUUUCGCAUAAAGUACAGCAAAUGUAAAUAGAAACAGUUUAGUUGUUGGUAAUUUUUUAUUCCAAUAUUAAAUUAUUGAUCAGGAAUAAUUUCUUAUUAUGAUUUUAGACGUCGCCGUCGCAUGCACUCCUGUCGCUAAAUAAUUACUGAAGGUUGUUUCCAUUCCCACAUGCGGCUUUUUUUGCAAUAAUUAAAUACUUAUUAAAAUUUGAAAUUAUGCAGAUAUCUUUCGCUUUGAAUCACCAACAAUUUAUAUCAGUCUUUCUUAAUUGGGUUUAAAGUAAAACAUGAAAAUCUUAUUGAAAAAGCAAUGUCAUACUUCCGAAAAUGACGUAAAAAUUCUACAAAAAUAAAAAAUAAGAUUUUAUAUAAAUGUAUUUACAAAAAAGGUUUGAAUAAGCCUCCACAAGCAGCGAAACAAUAACCCAACCUAUUGUAAAAUUAUAUCUAACAUUAGAUAACGUUUGCAGACUAAUACCGCUCCUUGAAUAAGAUAUAUUUUCUCGUAAUUAUUGGAGACUAUUAGGCCUAUCGUAUUUACCUUUGCUGUAGUUGUCCCAUAUCAACUUCAAAUUGUAGGAGAAGGGAUUUUUUCUUUAUUCCUGGACGAUGAGCUGGCCAAAUAUCCAACUAGAUGGAGGCCAAUAAACCAAAGAAGAAAAAGACCUACAUAACCUAAUAAAACUAGGUUAGAAAGAACGUCAUACGCACAAUUAUGACUGAAGUCAACUAGUUAACGUCUAAAGGUGGAAACUAUUCAUAGUGGUAAUGUAGGUAGUUUAAUGUAAAUUAUAGGUUUAUACCGAUAAUUUCCCACCUCUACUUUAUUCAUCUUCUUUUAUUUCACAACGUAUUAUUUUUUGCAUGUUUUGCGUUAUUUUGCCGGUUUUUAGAGAGCUCACCACUGCAUAAUAUAAUGAUGAGCGCGCUAAUAACCGGCAAAAUAACGCAAAAGAUAGAAAAUUUAAUACAAUGUGAAAUAAACGAGAUGAAGCUAGUAGAACUGGAAAUUAUCGAUAUAAACGUAUAAAUUAACAUUACAUUAGACAGUUUCCCACCUUCAGACGUUUCGGAGGAACAUGACAGCUGUCAAUGUGAGUGGAGAAUUUUAUAAAAUACUCUUGUUACAGACGUCUAAAGGUGGGAAACUAUCUAAUGGAAUGUUAAUUUAUACGUUUAUAUCGAUAAUUUUCACCUCUACUAGUUUUAUCUCUUUUUAUUCCACAACGUAUUAUGUUUUUUUUCUUUUGCUUUAUUCGGCCCGUUACUCAUCACUGUAUAAGGUAUUUACUGAUACUGUAUGCAGCUGACAACGGGAAGUAACAAAGGUGUGCUAUUAUGUUGCAAUAUCAAGUAAAUACCACAUAAAUAUGAUGUAUGUAUCUCCUAUUCCUACAGCUAUAACAUGUAUUAUGUUACGGUGAAAGUCCGAAAUUGGUGUAUGUCGACAUUCACCAGUGAAUGUCGACAUACACCAAAUGCCUUGGUGAAAGACCGAAUAUUUAUAAAUUUUGCUAUAGUUUGUUACAAUCACCGGUGUAUGUCAACAAUCGCAAAAGAGUUUCGGCGAAUGUGGGAAAUAAGCGGUCGUACUAGUUUUUGAUUGUUUAGGGUGGUGUGGUUAGUGGUUAGUGGUUAGUUUAGUGGUAUGUCGCUAAAAGAAGCAGCUUGUGCUAAUUCGAAAAGUGAAGGACAAGGCUAUACACGUUGUAACUGCAAAAGAAAGUGUUCCAUGGCUAAAUAUAGUUGUAAAGGCAAGGGGAUUUUGUGCAAUUCGAAGUGUCAUGGUAGCUUAAGUUGUUACAAUAAAUAAGUUUAUACUUAUUAU